AUGCCCGACCUCUCGGACCACCUCAGCCCCGUGCAGGCUGCUGCGAGCCGCACGCCGCGGGCGGCGGUGCCGCGCGUCUGUGUUGUCACUGGCGGCACCGGCUUCGUCGGCGCGCGGCUCGUCGAGAUGCUCGUCGAGCGAGGCGCUGUGCGCUGCCUGGACAUCGUCCCACCGCCGGCCAACGCGUGGCGACACGAGCGCAUCAAGUACGUGACUGGCGACGUCUGCGACGAGGCGACGCUCGAUGCGCUGGUUGAGGGCGCUGACUGCGUCUGGCACAACGCGGCCGCGGUCGGCCCGUUCCACCCGCGGGAGCUGUACUUCAAGGUCAACUACGAGGGCUCGCUCAACGUCGUGCGCGCGUGCCGCAAGGCGGGCGUGCCAAAGAUUGUCAUGUUCGACGGGUCCGACGUCGACGGCCUGACCGAGGCGGAGAUGCCCUCGCUGCCGCAGGAGUCGUACCUGCAGCUGUACGCUGAGACAAAGGCGAUGGGCGGCACGUGGCGAUGGGCGAGCUCGCCGUCACGUCUGCGUGCUGCGACGAGCUGA
This is a messenger RNA of Emiliania huxleyi CCMP1516, 549 nucleotides long. RefSeq lists its product as hypothetical. The coding region runs from base 1 to 549 and encodes 182 amino acids. Lineage: Eukaryota; Haptophyta; Isochrysidales; Noelaerhabdaceae. Gene Ontology annotation, molecular function: 3-beta-hydroxy-Delta5-steroid dehydrogenase (NAD+) activity. The transcript is spliced from 4 exons. Gene Ontology annotation, biological process: steroid biosynthetic process. The record is from RefSeq and is a predicted model, not a curated record.